Brassica napus (rape) is the source of this 893-nucleotide messenger RNA. Its product is annotated as photosystem I reaction center subunit psaK, chloroplastic. The record is from RefSeq and is a predicted model, not a curated record. Gene Ontology annotation, cellular component: photosystem I; membrane. The coding region runs from base 365 to 757 and encodes 130 amino acids. The transcript has 3 exons. Lineage: Eukaryota; Viridiplantae; Streptophyta; Magnoliopsida; Brassicales; Brassicaceae. Gene Ontology annotation, biological process: photosynthesis.
UGAAGGUCUAUUAUAUCCUUUAAAUGACGUACAAAUGGGACUCAAGUUGGAAGCCCAAGAAAUACCCAAAAAGUAUUAAAUGGGCCACAAAUGAAGCCUAAACAAGAAAAGGUUCAGAAACAAAAUCUGCCGGUGUGACAAGACACAACAGCCUUAUCCAGAGUUAAGAUGCUGCGCCAAUAGCCACUCGACGCGUCAGCAAAGAGUAGCCAAAACCGAAUCCAUUUCUGUGGUAGCCAAAGCCACAAGAUGAGCCUUGGCUAAAUUUUAAAUACAAAAUAAGAAGAAAGAACUGCGAAAAUCAAAUCAGAAACAGAUUGCACUAGAAAUUAAAAGUUUAUCUUUCACGUAAGACUCGAAGAAAAUGGCGAGCACUGUGAUGACUACACUGCCUCAGUUCAAUGGUCUUCGAGCCAGCAAGAUCUCUGCAGCUCCAGUUCAAGGCCUGGCAACUGUUGUGCCCAUGAGACGCAAGGGAAAUGGAGCUUUGGGUGCAAAAUGUGACUUCAUUGGUUCAUCAACAAAUCUGAUAAUGGUAACGUCGACGACUCUGAUGCUGUUCGCUGGGAGAUUCGGACUAGCACCAUCAGCCAAUAGGAAGGCAACAGCUGGACUUAAGCUAGAGGCACGUGACUCGGGUCUACAAACGGGUGACCCAGCCGGGUUCACUCUCGCCGACACUUUGGCUUGUGGUACCGUUGGUCACAUCAUCGGAGUUGGAGUUGUCCUUGGUCUCAAAAACAUUGGUGCUAUUUAAACUUGUAGAUUUUUAAAACAAAAUUCUCAAGAACCUGAGGGGAGAUCUAGUCAAUGUUUCAAGUUUUUAUGUUUAUAAUGUUUGACUCGUAUUAUAUUUUUCAUUAAAACAAUUAGAACGACCGCAUCUUCAAGUA